AUGAAUAGAGAGAAAUACAUACAAUCAUUUGCUUGUGGUCAACCGAAAGUUUUCCAAUUGCCAAGUAUUAAACAACUGUUGUAUGGAGACUUGUCAUCAUGUAGAACCAAUCAUAAUACGAAACAAGAGGAAACUAAUGGUUAUCAUCCAGUCAUGCAAGGUCAGACAUGUCACCAACCUUUCUCUACAUGUUCAACUAAAUGCAUGCCACUCCAAUUACAUGAAACUUCUCCACAAGUAACUUAUUCGAAACCACAGCUGGAAGUUAAACGACUCGAACAUCAAGUAAGAAUUAUGGAAUCUCUUGUGAAGAAACAAGCAAAGGUAAUUGAAGAUUUGGAAAAUGAAAAGAAGAGAAAGUUGAAGGAAAUUGAAAGACAACUCGAAAGUCAACCAAAGAAACUAAAGCAAACUAAAUCAAAUUCCUUCAUAUUUAAAACAUGCUUAUUAGAAAACAAAGAUAAUUCAGAAGAAGAAACGUCAAUCUUGGACGAUUUAAAUAAUCAUACGGUAACUUGGAAAAACGAGACUUUCGUAUUAAUUGAUGCCUUUAAAAACCGAAACAAAAUCCUCAAUUAUUUCAUUCCACUCUAUCAAAGUCAAUUCCCAAAUAAGAAAUGUAAAUUAGUUCUUUCAAGUGAAGAAUAUAGAAAGCUAUUUAAGGAAAAUUCACAUCGGAGUCAAUCAGAGAGGAAACACGCUUGGAGAAUUUCAAUUUUCACUUUGGAUUUCUAUAAUUUCGUAAAGAAUCAAAUGUAA
Naegleria gruberi is the source of this 759-nucleotide messenger RNA. RefSeq lists its product as uncharacterized. Bases 1 to 759 code for a protein of 252 amino acids. NCBI's taxonomy places the organism in Eukaryota, Heterolobosea, Eutetramitea, Acrasida, Naegleriidae. The record is from RefSeq and is a predicted model, not a curated record. The transcript has a single exon.